Molecule: messenger RNA, 1674 nt
Organism: Paramecium octaurelia
Lineage: Eukaryota; Ciliophora; Oligohymenophorea; Peniculida; Parameciidae
Source: the annotation of a GenBank genome assembly
CUUCCAAAGCAUAUGAUUCGAUAAUUGAAAUAGAAAAAGCAUUCUAGAAAGUUUAAAAAUUCUGACGAUAUUACUGAGCCUCACGCAAAACUAUUACUGGAACGUUUCCCAUAUUCUAUAAAAGAUCUAUAAUUUAGGGAAGUUCCGACGUUGCACGUUAACUAAGACUUCUUUUAGGAUCCCUUUAAGACAAUAGAUGAUCUUUAUGCCAAAGGGUAUGAGAAAUUCGGAAUAGUGAAAUUGCUUUUGCCUUCUGAGUUAAUAGUUCCGGAAAAAAAAUUCUUUAGUGACUUGGAGUAGAAGUUGAAGGGAAAGAGAGUGGAGACACGAGUGUAGACUUUAAAUUCAUAACAGGCCGGGGAGGUAUUUGUUUAACCAUAGUUUAGAUAUUUGGUUCAAAUACUGUAGGAUACACCUUGCAAGAGUAUAUGAGUUACGCCAACAAGUUUGAAUGUAGUCACAAGUUAUAGGGAGUAAGGGAAGUUUCAAAUCAAAUCAGAUAGAACGAGAUAGAAUUCUGGUCAAUAGUUGACUUUCCAGACCGGUAUAGUGAACUAGAAGUGGAGUAUGCAGCUGAUUUGUUGGCAACUAAGUACGCCACUGGCUACCAAGAUGGCUAAUUGGGAAAUCUGAGUACUAUAAACAAGAAUUGCAAUUCUAUCUUUCAGGUUCUCCAGGAGAAGAGUGAGAUGAGCGGAAUUUCAGUGCCUUGGCUUUACUUGGGAAUGAAGUAUGCUAACUUCUGUUGGCAUAAGGAGGACUUGAAUUUAAAUUCCAUGAACUACAUGCAUGCCGGAGCUCCCAAAACUUGGUAUGAAUGUCUUCUCUAACAUUAGGUAUGCGAUACCUCCCUCUCACAGUGAAAAGUUUUUACAAUAUUUCAAUAAGAAGUAUGAGAAAGAAAGAAUACAUAACCCUCGUCUGUUGUACGACAUCGUGUGUCAGAUUUCGCCUAUCGAGUUGGCCGAACAAUAAAUUACAAUCCUCAGGACAGAACAGCACCCUGGUGAACUUAUUAUCACUCUGGGUGCUACCUAUCAUGCAGGAUUCUCACAUGGUAUUUUAUUAAAUAUAAAUUAUAGGAUUCAAUUGUAGCGAGGCUGUCAACGUUGCUCCUACACAAUGGCUUGAUGAAUAUGAACGUGCUUCAACUGAGUAUCGUAUGGAUGGCAACCUUAAAAAGGUAAUCCUUCCCUUUUAAUUCUGUAUAGGUUAGUUUUCCAUUGGAGUGGCUGCUAACCAAAGUUGUUCUCAUGGCAGAUCAAGUCAAAUUUACUAAACAAUCAUGGAAUAAGGUAUUCUUGUUGUAAUAAUUUAAGAUAUUCGACAAAUUUAAAGUGAUGAUUCAUUCUGAAAUUGCCAAUCGAAACAGCAUCCUAGUUCUCUACGAAUAGGUUAAGACUGUAGAGUUCGCAAACAAAUUAGAAAAAUACGAUCGCAAUGUCUGCAAAAUCUGUUCCAAUUAUAUGUUCUUUAGUUAUAUUUUCUGUGGAAAGUAAAUCUUUUCUUGAUCAUUAUAGAUGUUUAAAAAAGGGAUGCAUUGCUCACCAGAGUGUUUGUGCCUGCGCUAAUCCCAAAAUUUCCCUCUAUAUUCGAUAUAAUAGUGAGGAAUUAUAAACAAUGCUUAAAACUGUAGAAUCAAAGGCCAACUCAAAAACGGGGUAGUGAUUACAG